GUAUGCGUCUCUCUUCCGGUUCAAAUCAGGAUAUGGACGAGCUAUUUGUUGACGCCAUCAGCAAAAUGAUAGUCUUCAAAUGUGAAAAAGUGACAGGUUUUUCCUUACUGUAAUGUACUGAAUAAUAUAUAUAUUAUCGCCACCUUUACAGUCGGAUGCAGUUUAGACAUAAAUCUUGACUAGAGGUUGUUUAUUUUUCCGAAAACCCAUGUCAUUAGAUACUAGUUAAUGCUAGCUAUUUGUAUGCUUAAAGUGACGUGCAGACUUGGACGAGCUGUCACCUUGUAGUUUGGAAGCAUCAAAUUAUUUCAGUGUUGCUGUGUUCUGCAUGCAUCGGUUUUUCGGUCCAGUACUUGUGGACAGAGACAACCCACAGGUUGCCUUGACCAGCUCCUUAUGUCUGAAGACUCAAGCAGCGAUGAAGAAUGGUGUGUAUCCACAGAAAGGCAGGGGGAAGAUGCACACUCAGAGGCAAAAUGUUGGGAAUGUGGCAAAAAAUUUAGCAGCAUAAAAAACUUGAUGUCACACUACAAACGCCACAAUAUCACAGCCACCUGCCACAUCUGCAAUGUUAUUUUCCGACGCCUGACGUCACUCUCCAUGCACCUGGAUAAUGCACACUCACCGCCUCUCUGCAAAAGGUGCCUUCUGUCUUUCAGUAAUGUGUGGGAGUUGAACAAGCAUGCAGAGACACGGUGCAUGGGCUCAGCACCAUUUCAGGAAGCUCCCUCUUUGAUUUCAGCAGUCACAUAUCAGAAUGGUGGCAUCUUUUCAAAUGCUGUGCCUGCAGAAGAAAGCGCAAACGCGGGAUUGCAUGACUCAGUGUCACCAUUGAGGUCUCAACAAAUUACUGAGAUAAAGCCUGAGAGACCAGAAACCCCUGAAAACAGUGUUGAAUAUAUACUGGGUGAAGAUGAUAAAGACAUUGACACAGAAAGUGAUUGUGAGGAGACGGAUGAUUCUACCAGCUGUGAAUCUGAUGAUGAAGAUGAAAUACUUUCUAAAGCUGCAAACCUCAUUACAGACCAUCCAAAAUCAGAUGGUGACUGCAAAUCAAGUUCAACUGAUGAUUCCAGUGACUCCUCGACUUGUCUGCACUCUAAAAAAAACCACACACCCCCUCCUAGUGUGGACAGUUCAGUAUGUGGUGUGUGUGGUAGAGGGCCAUUUAAGUCAAUAAAGCUCCAUUUGCUGCACUGCAGUGGUGUAAGGGUAAAAUAUCAGUGUUUACUCUGUAAGAAGCUGUUUUCAACUGAGACGGCUCUCAAUGAACACUACUUGCCUUUGUAUUCCUGUGACAUCUGUGGGCAAGUUUUUUCUCAUGAGAUCUUGUACCAUCACCACCAGUGUCCAAAACAAAGCAAAUCACCUUUGGUCUUCUUUUGUUCCGAAACAAUGCCGAAAGCAUGCAACAUAUGCAAGUCCUUUUUCACUUCAGAGAAAACUUUGUUAAACCAUGUCACCAGAGUUCACACGUCAGUGGUCAGCACAAAGGUUUGCAUCAUCACCAAUCCAUCUGCACUGACUGAUAAAAAGGUUCCACUAGAUGUCUGUGGCAUCACAGCCCAGUCUUCCAUCAGUAGUAAUAACGUAGUCAGCCAGGUCAUUAAUGGGAAGCUCCAGGUUGGGCAGACCUAUGCAGGGUCACUGUCCACUGCUGUAAAAUCAAGCCCAUCUUCUGACUUGAUGGUCUCUUCCAACCCAGGCAGCUCUGCCUCAAUAUGCAUGGGGUCUCCUGCUGCACCUGUCAAACAGGGGACAGACGGUGCCUUAGGUCAGCCAGCCACCCCACCUCCAAGCUGUCUUUCUUCACCUUUAUUUGACCUUCUUGAUGCCACUGAUGCAACUCCAGCCACAGCAAACUUUGACCCUGUCUCCCCACCAAUACCCAGUAUUUUGGCCAUGUUUGAGAAUGACAGCCAGGAUGUGGCCUUGAUGAAACGUAUGAAUGCAGGCUGGCGCUCCAAGGCCUCUCACCCCUGCAGGCAGUGUGGUGCCAUGUUGCGGCAGCCCUCCCUCAUCAUCAGUCACCGCUACCUCCACCGAGGCCACCGCUCACACCAGUGCCACUGCGGCCGAGCUUUUAAGCACCGGCUGCACCUCCUGCGACAUUGUGUUCAGCAUGCGGAGGCCAUAAGCUAUAUCUGUGUCAGCUGUGGGGAGACUUUCACAGGAGCAAAACUCUUAGCAGAACACAUGAAGGGCAACUCAUGGAAAAAAGCUCAUUCUGGUCAUGCUUGGAAACGUAAAGUUAAUAAAAAGUGCAGACAGCCCUUUACAUGUGACUGCGGACAACCCUUUUUUAGGCCUUCAGCUUACAUAUGGCACCAACUUAAAAACUGGACAAAAAUGAACUGUUCAAAAAUCCCUUAAAACAACAAGGCAGUAACACACCUUGUUUAUCCUUACCACACUUUAAAGGCAUAGUUUGGGAUUUUUCAAGCUGGUGUUAAACCAAUACUCAUGUAUCCCUGUGUACGUGAGAAUAGGUCUUGGUCAUUGUCAUGUCACCUACUCUCCACAUAGACCCUGAGUGUUUCCACUCAGUCCGUCACUACGCUGCAUAAAAAGAGGGAAAAACUACAUAACUCUCAUUCAGUAAAAACAUGCACUCUGAUGUUCAUCUGUGGAUCAAAUGCAACUUCAUCUGUUCCACUAAGCUAACAUGAGUCAGUAUAUCUCAAAGGUAUACACCAAUAUUGUUUUAAGACCAACUUGAAAAGUCCCAAACUACUCCUUUAAAGCAGUUUUAAAAUCAAAAGGUAUCAUCUGCACGGACAUCAAAAGGUAUCAUUCUUAUAUGUCAUCUGACCAUUUUGUUUAAUUUGUUACCAAGUGACAAAACCAAAUAAACAUCAUGCACAUUAAUUCUUAAAGACUUUUAAUUAUAAGACUGUCCUGGAUAGGUGUUAACACAUUUUCACCAUGUGCAAAUGAAACAUAGUAAACAGGAUUAGAAUACGUUCCUCCAAAUUUUUUUUGUUUGUUUGUUUGGACAGUGUGCCAGAGUAUAUAUUAAACCAUGAUGAACUAUUUUUAAGCAGUGGAUUAAUUUAAAACACACCACAAUUCCAGUUUGUCCUUCAGAGAAAGAGUUAGUCCAGUUUAGCUAAUUUUUCUCACAAAGUGUAUUCUAGACAGUGACAUUUGUUUGGGGGGUUUCUGAAGCUUUUUGUUUUGUUUUUCUUAUUUGUUUUCACCACCUACAAUUUUUAUGUUACCGUGAGACAUUGAUAUUCAGGUUGACAAUAGCAUCUGAUUUUUAUAUGGUUGCUAUAUAAUCUUUACCACUUUAAUGUCAAUAGUGCUCAAUAUUACAUGGUGUAGUGAACUCCUGUCCACUAGAGGGAGCUGUUGGUUCGCUAAGAUGAGCUUCCAGUGCAACUUCAUCUCAAGUGUUUUUGUUCUGAGAAGAGGUGUAAAGCGCAGAAGCUCUUCCUGCAUCAGAUUAUUACAAAAUUAAGUGUAGAUAUUAAACUAUGAGUUUCACUGAACCUACGGUUGGAAAUAUAGUUAUCUUUGCACUCAAAUACUUGAAUUGAUGUUGUAGGAAAGCAGAACAGUGAUAUAUUGUUAGAGCCUGUAUUACCUUCAAU
Messenger RNA from Monopterus albus (swamp eel), 3596 nucleotides. Its product is annotated as zinc finger protein 62 homolog. NCBI's taxonomy places the organism in Eukaryota, Metazoa, Chordata, Actinopteri, Synbranchiformes, Synbranchidae. Gene Ontology annotation, biological process: regulation of transcription by RNA polymerase II. The coding region runs from base 397 to 2373 and encodes 658 amino acids. The record is from RefSeq and is a predicted model, not a curated record. Gene Ontology annotation, cellular component: nucleoplasm. The transcript has 2 exons. Gene Ontology annotation, molecular function: RNA polymerase II cis-regulatory region sequence-specific DNA binding; DNA-binding transcription repressor activity, RNA polymerase II-specific.